AUGUCCAGUCGGUCGAUCGUUCAGGCAAAAGAUUCAACUGCAUCCGGAUACAUAACAGACUAUGCUCCCACCUCCAACACAUCAAUCUCCUCGGCUUCAAAGCAUCACCACCAACAAACCCCCUUACCUACUCGAGAUAACCUGCAUCUGCAACCACCACCCUGCCAAAACACUAAACUUGGCCUACCAUCCGGUCAUCGGUCAUCGGUCUUCGGCCUUGAGUCAUCCAGCAUAAUUGCACAAUCUCAAGACCAAAUGCCGACCAUGUCUACAACACCGCUCUUCUCCUCCUCCUCCUCCUCCUCCUCCUUAUCUUCAACCCCAACCCCAAGCCCAGCCUUAACCUCGACCUCGACACCACCCUCAAUCUACAUCUCGACAUCCUCCCCCUUACAGCGGAAAGCCAUGUCCAUCACCCAGACCUACUACCUGGCCCACACCGCCCGCGGGAAGCUGUCCUCCGAGGCAGGCCGCUCCGAUCACAACCUGCGCCUGCUGGUCGGCCAUGCCAACCUCCUCGACUCCCUGAUGCUCGAGCUCGCAGCGGCCGAGGACGAGCAGGAGCAGUGGUUCCACCAAUCCGUCACCAAGGCCUCCUCCAAGACCAAAGGCCGGACACACAUCCAAUGGGCCGACGCCGUCGUCGAAGACCCCGCGGAGGACUGGCACAUUGAAGACGCCGAGGCCGAGUCCGACUCGGAGAGCAGCACAUACGGGUCCGACGACGAGGACGUGGAGACGGGAGAACGCUUCACCCCGCUGCAGCGUGUGCACUCUUUCUCCUCCCGCUCCCCGUCCCCCUCAUCCUCCGACGACGCAUGCGCCACCGUCGAGGAAGUCGAACAGGAGUUCGAGGACGACGGUGAGGAAGACCUCGAGGGCUUGCAGCUACGCCUCACCCCCUCGCGCUCCCAGCAGCAGACGCCGGAGCUCGACCCCGACUCGGACGACGCCGCCUCCUCUUCCGAGGAGGACGAGUCCAUGCCUCCUUCGCCGCCCAGCGCCGCCCUGCCCACCUUCUCCGAGAAGCAGAGGAUCGUCACAACCUCCUACUACCGGAGCAGCAGCCGCCGCCGCCGCCAGCCCACGCCCCGCGCCAUACCGCAGCCGGAGCCGCCGCGCGCCUUCUUCGAGUACUCUCCGCGCCGUGCGCCCAAGCCGGGCUUGGUAUCCGCCAUCCGCGUGUACUGA
Messenger RNA from Drepanopeziza brunnea f. sp. 'multigermtubi' MB_m1, 1191 nucleotides. RefSeq lists its product as uncharacterized. The record is from RefSeq and is a predicted model, not a curated record. NCBI's taxonomy places the organism in Eukaryota, Fungi, Ascomycota, Leotiomycetes, Helotiales, Drepanopezizaceae.